Molecule: messenger RNA, 2062 nt
Organism: Telopea speciosissima
Lineage: Eukaryota; Viridiplantae; Streptophyta; Magnoliopsida; Proteales; Proteaceae
Product: bromodomain testis-specific protein
Exons: 8
Coding region: 114-1991 (625 amino acids)
Molecular function (GO): protein binding
Source: RefSeq, a predicted model, not a curated record
UUUGAUUUUGAAGGACAGAAGUUUCAGAGAGGUGGUGUUACGCUGCUGCCUUGAGUGGGAACAGUUGAAGUAACAGGUUCUUUUUCAGAAGAGGAUAGAAUUCGGUUGAGGAGAUGAAGCGCAAGCGGGGCUACAGGAAAGGGAAACAAAAGAAGCAUUCAGUGUCUUUGGUUGGUAGAAAUGAACAGGCCCUCAAUGCUGUUAGUGUAAACACUGAUAAUUCAGGUUUGGAUGAUAUAGAUGAUGCCCAGAUGGAUUCUGGAAUGGAAGUCGAAGCAUCGGUGUCUACAAGGCCCAAUUAUCUGGCCAAAAUUGAAAAUACAGACACUGAAGUGUUGAGCGAUAGGGAACCCACUGGGCAAUCGGGACGUAAUGUGUUGAGUGACAGGCCUACCGGGCAAUUGGGACAUGGGCGUGUUAAGGUGAAGCUCAAGUCUUCAAAAUUGUAUGAGUCUCAGCGUACUUCGUCGGAUGUGCAGACACAGAGUGAUACAGAUAAGAGUAGCCCGCAAGUGGGUUUGGGCAAACAGGUAGAAAUUACAGAAAAGAUGGAAGAUAGUGCCAACUCUUUGCCUGAAAUGAAAGUUGCCAGUUUAGAAAGAUCAUCCCGAAAAGCAGGAAGCAUAAAGAUCAAAUCAUCGAGGGGUUUAGGCUCUUCAAACAUAACUGUUAACCCAGGGAGUAGUCAGCUACGGAUGCAGGGUGAAAGGACCACCCAAACUGCAUCAGACAGUGAGAAGCCUUUGGAUUCAUCAACAUCUAGGGAAUCAUACCAAAGGGAACCAAAAUGCCCUUAUCAGGAUCCACGAUACAAUGAGCAAGAACUGAGUGCUGCUUUGGCGGUUAUCAAGAAAGUCAUGAAAAUGGAUGCAGCUGAGCCGUUUAAUGUUCCAGUGAAUCCUGUUGCCUUGGGAAUACCUGACUAUUUGGACAUCAUAGAGACCCCUAUGGAUUUUGGCACAAUAUGCAAUAAUCUUGAACGGGGUGAUAAGUACAUAAACUCAGAGGGUAUAUUUAGGGAUGUGCAGUAUAUUUGGGAUAACUGUUAUCGGUAUAACAACAAGGGUGAUUAUAUUUUGGACCUUAUGAAGCGGGUGAAAAAAAAUUUUACAAAGUACUGGAUGGCAGCUGGCUUGUACAGUGAUCAGUCAAAGAGAAUUAAUGCAGGAAGCAAUAGUGCUCGUGUCGAGAAUGUUGCUGUUUUCAAUCAAGAAAAUCUGCAUCUUAAAGGCAGUCACUUGAAACAAAAGACACGUAGACGUCAUGGAAUCAAUCGCCACAAAAGUGAUUGUCUGUGUGCUGUCUGCGUUGUAAGGCGUCGCAGGAAGGAGCGUGAGGGAAAUUCCCAAGUGAUUGAGAAUGAGAUUGGAAUAAGUGAUAGUAAUGUAUCACAAGAGUUGAAAAAUGAGGAAACCUCCCCCGUAGAUAAUCCUUGCAGCGAGGAUGCAUCAUCAAAUUUUGACGACUCAGUUGAGCAUGAUGUUGAUGCUGAUUUAGAAGAACAAGGAGAGGAAGUGAAACUGGAGACAGCCGAACAGCACAGUCCCAAACAGCAGGAAAUGUGUGGGAAUGAGAUGGACAUUGAGAAGAAUGAAGCGGGUGAAUCGUCAAAGUUAAGACAGGGCAAUGGAUCUGGGGAGGAACCUAAUGUGCAGUCUCAGGUGCCUGAAAUGGAGGAUCCAUGUGUUGUAAUCCAACCUGAUAAUGAGAAAGAUGACAUAUCAGUUCAGCUCAACAGUGAAGGCAAAGCUGUGCAGCAUCAGGAUCAGGAUCCUAUGCAACCAAAACGAGAGGAUUCACAAGACAGGCAUCGACACACUCAAAUAUUUGAUGAUGUUCUUCGUGAGAAUCCUUUGGUUUUGGAGUUAUGUGCUACACUUUUUCCUGACAAUUCUAGGUCUGUUUGGACUGGGUCUCAUUCUCUGGUCCGUCGCCGUAAUUCGAUUCACAGUGGUGCCAUUCAUGAGGCAAUGGCAAUGUUUAUGAAGUAGCUUAAGUUCUCAACUGACUGGCCAUGGCACAUGUCAAAAUGAUCAAGGGAAAGCAGUGCGGUGAUGUUUGA